Messenger RNA from Racocetra persica, 734 nucleotides. The record is from the annotation of a GenBank genome assembly. NCBI's taxonomy places the organism in Eukaryota, Fungi, Glomeromycota, Glomeromycetes, Diversisporales, Gigasporaceae.
AAAUUACAAAAGUACGGUUACUCAAUCCAGAGAUGGCAAAGUUUAUUAAAAAUGUCCCAGCCGUUCCGAAAAUCGUGGAAAAUCAAUGUGUAGAAUUUUUCAAAAGAGCUAACACUGUUUUGAAACUUAUUGAAAAAGCUUCAAUAAAUGACGUAUUUGAGGAAUUAAAAAGUCGACACUUAGAUCGGAAUGAGAUGUAUUUCAAUCUUUUGAGGCCAAUUUUCUCACAAUUACAUCUCUCAUUUAGAAGCUGGACAGAACUUUCAUUAGUUGAAUGGACACGAUACAUUACUACAAAGCAUGAACUGAAAAAUGAUCCGAUUCUUGCCGAGAGAUUUAUAGGUGUCCUUUCAAAAAAUUUUAAAAAAAUAGAAAUGAGAGAUCGAUCCACUAUAUGUCAAUUAAUGCGUCAAGUUGAAUGCAUUCCAACUAGAUGUGGAGUGAAAAAGCCUUCAGAAUCAUAUUUUCCAGAAGUUACGCUAUUUUCGAACUUACCAAAUGUUACCAUAGAAGUUAACGAAGAAUUUUUCACUAUGAUGGAAAUACGUAAGCAUGUGGAUCUUAAGCUUGUUUUUGAUCGACUUGUCAAUAGCAACAAUUUGAAUCAUAUGAAGCUUGUAGAAUAUUUCACCAAGCAUGAAUGUGAUCUUAAAAGUGCCGAAAUAGAGACAUUGAAAAAGACUGCAAUUUGGUUAAAAGAGAAUAAUAAGUCAGAGAUUAAUGAACUAAAUUAG